AUGUGUGAGGAUGGGGGAGAGUGCAGGCAGUUCCAGGUGUGUUUGCGCAUGGGUGUGGAGACAACAGGUACCUCCCACUGUGCGCUUUCCAAUGGACUGUGCAUACAGGAAGAGAGCAGCAAUAUAACUGUACCUGCCCAGUUCUCAGGCUGCAUCCUGCCCCAGCUCCAUCACUGCUCCUCUCUUAGAAUAGUUCACCGCCACCAGUUGUAUCGAACUAUGAAUGACAAUAGUAAAGACGCCUUUCGAAAUGUCAGCCAGAAGCCCGGGCUGCAGAUAUGGACAAUCAAUAACAUGGAGAUGGUCCCUGUUCCCACCCAGGCGCACGGUAACUUCUUCGAGGGAGACUGUUACAUUGUUUUAAAUAUCGCUUCGGGAAAGGGGCAGAGUGCGGACGUUCAUUACUGGAUUGGGAACUCCUCCUCCCAGGACGAGCAAGGCGCCGCGGCCAUCUUUGUGACCCAGCUGGACGAGCACCUGGGGGGCAGUCCGAUCCAGCACAGGGAGGUCCAGUGUUAUGAGUCUCCCCGCUUCAAGAGCUACUUUAGGAACGGGCUGAUAUACAAAAAGGGAGGCGUGGCUUCGGGCUUUAACCACGUUGAGACAAACUCGUACGAUGUUCUGCGCCUGCUGCACGUCAAAGGGAAGAAGCAUGUGUCUGCUGCUGAGGUGGAGGUGUCAUGGAACAGCUUCAACAACGGAGACAUAUUCCUCUUGGACAUUGGCAAUGUCAUAGUGCAGUGGAACGGCCCCAAGAGCAACAGAAGAGAGAAGCUCAAGGCCGUCCUCUUGGCUCAGGACAUCCGGGACCGGGAGAGGGGGGGUCGGGCUCAGAUCGGGGUGGUGGAGGGGGGAGACGAGGGAGGUUCUCCUAAACUGAUGGAAGUCAUGGUUUCUGUCCUGGGUCAAAGAAAAGGACCUCUGAAGGACGCCAUCCCUGACGACAGGCCGGACCAGGGGCAGAAGAGCUUUGUGCGGCUCUACCAUGUUUUUGAAGAAAGCGGGAAUCUGGUCAUUCGAGAGGUGGCCACUCAGCCUCUCACUCAAGACUUGCUUCUUUCUUCUGACUGCUACAUUGCGGACCAGAAUGGCUCUUGUGUGAUGCUGUGGAAAGGCAAGCAGGCCUCACCUGUCGAGCGACGGGAGUCUUUGAACAGAGCUAUGGGUUAUAUAAAAACCAAAAAUUACCCACCCGGAACAAGUCUAGAGGUGAUGAGUGAGGGAGGGGAGACAGCCAUGUUCAAGCACCUGUUUAAAUCUUGGAGCGACAAAGGACAAACUCAGGGCUUUGGUUCCACACACACUGUCGGCAAAAUUGCCAAAGUGGAGCAGGUGAAGUUUGACGUGAUGGAGCUGCAUGCGCGUCCUGAUCUGGCGGCACAGCAGCGUAUGGUGGAUGAUGCUUCAGGGAAAGUGCAGAUAUGGAGAAUUGAGGACUUAGAGCUGGCUGAAGUCGAGCCAAGCACAUACGGCCAGUUCUACGGAGGAGACUGCUACUUAGUGCUGUACACAUAUUUGAGAUCAAACCAACAGCAGCACAUCCUCUACAUAUGGCAGGGUCGCCAUGCAACCAAGGAUGAGAUCACAGCGAGUGCCUAUCAAGCGGUCAACAUUGAUAACAAAUACAAUGGGUCCCCAGUACAGGUCAGAGUGGCCAUGGGAAAGGAACCUCGACAUUUUUUGGCUAUUUUCAAAGGCAAACUAAUCAUUUUUGAGGGUGGCACGGGUCGUUCAGGUGUGGUAAACCCUGAAACGGGGCCGAGACUAUUUCAGGUCAAAGGCACCAGUGAAUUGAACACCAAGGCCACGGAAGUCAAAGCAAGAGCAUCAUCGUUGAACUCCAAUGAUGUCUUCCUGCUAAAGACAGACCGUGCAUGCUACUUGUGGUAUGGAAAGGGCUGCAAUGGCGAUGAGCGGGAGAUGGCCAAAGUUGUGGCUGAUGUGCUGUCGAGGCAGGACAAGCGGGUAGCAAUGGAGGGGCAGGAGCCAGCUGAAUUCUGGGUCUCCUUGGGAGGAAAAGCCCCAUAUGCAAAUGACAAGAGUCUGCAGAUGGAGGAGCCCCCACACAGCCCCAGACUCUUUGAAUGCUCCAAUCAGACAGGCCGUUUUGUGAUGACAGAGGUGGAGGCCUUUGCACAGUGCGACUUGGAUGAAGAGGACGUUAUGCUGCUUGACAUUUGGGAAGAGAUCUUCCUUUGGAUCGGAAAUUUAGCCAAUGAGUAUGAGACCAAAGAGGCCUGGAACAGCGCACGGGAGUACCUCAGGAGCCACCCUGCAGGCCGGGACCCCGACACUCCCAUUAACUGUGUCAAACAGGGACGUGAGCCUCUGACAUUCACCGGAUGGUUCAACGCAUGGGAUCCUCAGAUGUGGAGUGGAGGCACUACCUAUGAGCAGAUGAGGAAUAAGUUGAGUGAUGAGACUUCAGUGUCCCAGAUUGCUUUAGACUUCAGCAACACCAGCCUAAACAAGAGACCUAGUGAUGGGGGAUACAGAGCUCCGGGGGGUCCAGUCACCUCCCAUCCGGCCUACAAGUCUUCUCCAACCAGCCCCCAUCGCACCUCCAGCACCUUCUCCCCUUUCGUUGCCUCCAGUGACAGCAGAAAGACCGUAGACCUCCACCAUCUUAUCAACAAACCCGCGGAGGAGCUACCAUCCGGAGUGGACCCCAGCCUGAGAGAGGACUUCCUAUCUGAUGUGGAUUUUGAGAGUGUGUUUGGGACAACACGAGCAGACUUCCAGCGGCUGCCCAAAUGGAGGCAAACUGACAUGAAGAAAAAGGCAGGACUUUUCUGA
This is a messenger RNA of Knipowitschia caucasica, 2796 nucleotides long. Lineage: Eukaryota; Metazoa; Chordata; Actinopteri; Gobiiformes; Gobiidae. The record is from the annotation of a GenBank genome assembly.